AUGCUAGUUGUUUUAGUAAAUGAUGAUAUGGAGAGUGGAACAUUACCGCCCGCAACCAUGUUAUUACAUUCUAAUGAACCGAUUCAUCCAAUGCCUUCGUCGGAAUCUCCUAUGAACCAAUUUUCUGAUAUUUUUUCGUCGAGACCACCAGUACAGAUUAGUAACAAACCUAAUAAACGCAAACUCGAUGAGCUUAGUGAUCCAUCAUCAACUGAUCUCGAAUCAUUAUCUGCGAUUAAACCGCAAAAGACUGAGCAAACUGAACCUGAACGAUCACUUAGUAGAACAGGAACACCGCUAUCGAAUGGUCCUUUACAGCAUCCACCACCUUCUUCAACACCAUCUCGUAAUGGUAAUGAUAAUGGUCCAUCAUCAUACGAUUUUGGUCCAGCAAGUAAUACUAAUAACAAUAAUAAUAAUAAUAACAACAUCGGUAGAACAACGCCUAAUUCUUCCUUAUUUACACAACAAACACCACCGCCACCACCACCAUCUUUACAACAACAGCAACCUCUACCCACAAUGCCACCAUCAUCUUACAUGCCAAUGUCACCACGAAAUCAAUAUGCAGCAAAUAAUGAAAGCCCAUUCUUACAAACAAAUAAUCAAGUGUUUGUAUUUACAACACAAUUGGCAAAUGAAGCUGCUGAAGCUGUUAUGAAAAAUGACCAUCCGAAUAUUAUUGAUUAUCAUAGAGCUUUACCAUCAACUACUCAAUAUUUGAAUACUCUCUCGAAUAAUAUGAACAAUGGUCCUAAUAAUUCGUUACUUGGCGGUCCGAUACAUAUGAAUCACGGUCCACCACCACCCGGAUGUCAUUCACCUCGAACUAUGCAAAUGAUGAUGGGUGGUCCCGGUCCGCACAAUCCACACUUACCACAUCCAAACGGCGGUCCACCACCAAAUUGGCCGCAUCCACACUAUCAUCCACAUCAACAACAGCCACCUUUUGGUCGUCUCACGCCCGGUCCUGGUGGUCUACCUCCACCGAAUCAUCUCAUGCCACCUGGUCCCAUGAUGAUGAAUGGUCAGCCACCAUCAGACGGAAUCGAAAAUCUAACACCUGAACGAGCCAAACAUCGAAAAAAUCAAUUGAAUAAAAUCGAAGAUUUAAAGUCAAAAAUCACGGGCGGACGGGCUCGUGGCGGCAGAAGUAAAGCAAAUGCUAAUGCUGCAGCAGCAGCAGCUGCUGCUGCUGCGAAUAUGCCACCAUCAGUGAACGGCGGACCAUUGCCUCCGGGUCCGCUUGAUCCACAUCAACAACAAAUGAUGAUGAUGAACAGUCCACAUGGUGUCGGCCCACCGCAUCACAUGAUGGGAAUUGGGCCACCACCGCCACAUAUGUUACCUCCAGGUAUGCGAGGACCUGAUGGAAUGAUGCUUGAUAUGAACGGUGUACCGCAACCACAUCCUGGUUACAUGAAUGGACCGAUGCCACCAAAUUUUCCGGGACAAUAUGGACCUGGACCAGGUGAUCUAUAUGGACAGCUACCUCCGCCACAUCUACAAUCCCAAGCAGCACGAGACUGGAAUAAGAUGCAAAUGGAACAUAUGGAAGGGAAAGGUCAACUUAUGCGCGGACAACCGCCACCGUACUCUUCAGCAUCACCUUCUUCAUUAACACCUCCAAUCGCUACAACAUCUGCAGGUGGUAAUUUGGGACCAAAUGGAAAAUUACUUUCCCCGAAAAUGGAACCAUCGGGUGCUCCCCGUCUGUACAAAGUUGGACAACCAGAAAAAUUUGUUCCCGAUUCUCUACCAUCAUCCGUGAACAAGAAACUAGGCGGCAAUGUUGGUGAAGUACAAUUAACAGCAUCGCCAACACAAAUGGACUAUAAUGAAUUCGGGAUGGAAGGCGAAGAAUUGAUGAUUUCUAGGCAUUUGAAUCGCGCUUAUCGUCCAUCAAAUGGAGUUAGCGGUGGUCCGCCAAUACCAUCCUCUUCUUCAUCGUUGAAAGAUGAACCAAUGACACCAAUGACACGAUCAACAUCGACACCAAAUAAUAAUAUGAAUCCAUUAUCAUGUGGGCAACCAUUGACUGAUCCUGGAACACCUACGCAUAUUUCGCAAGGGCCACCCUCACAUCUCACACCCUCCGGUGUAUCAGCUGCGUCACCAAGACCUGGAAAAUUACCCGGCAACAGUAAUCUGUCAUCACCAUUGAUGCUUUCAAACAAUCCAAAUUCAUCAGCUAAAGACGAACCAUUGGAUAUGAACGGUGGUCCGAAAACGCCAACAUCCAACAUGGCUCCACCUCUAAGCAGUAUGUUACAAAUGACUAAUAGUUUACAAUCGGCUAAUUCGCCAUACAAUUCAUCAACUGCUUCAUCUUCGAAACCAUCAUCGUUAUCGUCUAAUCUUCCUGGUAGUGGACCAUCGUUAGCUAGUCAAAAUCUACCACAUAUGACUAGAUCUAUAGAUCAAUUACCUCCACCGUCUCAUAUGCCUUUGCCACCUCAUCAUCAACAACAACAACAAAUGCAGUUUCAAAAUAUGAAUCCACAUCAUCGAAUGAUGGGCAUGCUAGAACCUAUGCCACCACAUUACAAUCCACAUCAUGGCGGUAAUCUACCACCCCCACAUCCACACAUGUACAAAAUGAUGCCUCCACAUCAUGUACAUGAUCCAUCUGGAAUGAUGCUCUCACAUCCUGGCGGUCCGCCGCGUUCUUCAAAAGGUUUACCACCACCGUCGUCCGAUCCCAUGCAACAACAUCUUCAUCAUUUACCACCACCACACUACGGUAAAAUGCACAAUAUGGAUCCAAUGCUAGGUGGUCCACCACUGCCAGGGCAUCCACAGCAACAUAUGCGUUUCCCAUCGAUGAUGGACGACGGCUUUGGUAUGGGACAACCACCACCACCGUCUCAUCAUCCCCAUCACCCUCACAUGCACCCUCAUAUGCAGCCUCAUCCACAAAUGCAUCAUCAACCAAUGCAUCCGAACGAUGGUCGACCGCCGCCUCAGUCAAUCAAUAAUACAUACGUAUCAACGACAAUGUCUAUACAGCAAUUGAAUAUUCAAAAUCUAGGUCCCGGUGGACCACCGCCCGACCUUCAAACGGGUACAAUUCAUUAUCAUGCAUCGUCAGGAAAUGGUCCUGAUGGGCAACCACAGGGACCACCUGGAUCGAAUGGUAACAAUACGAUGUUUGCAUCUCAACAACAAUUUACUAGUAUGAGUAAUAUGUCAACAAAUGAUCCAUCGUUUGCUCCACAAUUCAAUGAUCUUCAACCACCACCAUCAAAUCUAGGUGUAGACGGUGUUCAACAACUUCCUUAUUGGUGA
Messenger RNA from Adineta ricciae, 3288 nucleotides. Lineage: Eukaryota; Metazoa; Rotifera; Eurotatoria; Adinetida; Adinetidae. The record is from the annotation of a GenBank genome assembly.